Molecule: messenger RNA, 2767 nt
Organism: Scatophagus argus
Lineage: Eukaryota; Metazoa; Chordata; Actinopteri; Scatophagidae
Product: pituitary adenylate cyclase-activating polypeptide type I receptor-like
Exons: 13
Coding region: 344-1732 (462 amino acids)
Biological process (GO): adenylate cyclase-modulating G protein-coupled receptor signaling pathway; cell surface receptor signaling pathway
Cellular component (GO): plasma membrane
Molecular function (GO): G protein-coupled peptide receptor activity; vasoactive intestinal polypeptide receptor activity; peptide hormone binding
Source: RefSeq, a predicted model, not a curated record
CACCUGUCACGUGCAUAACACAGAAGAUGAGACAUAUGAAGGAAGGCUGUUUGCCACGCGCGUCAGUGUGAGUGUGUGGAUGUGAUGUGCGCUUUGUGUGUCCGCGUCGCCUCUGCGUCUGUGCGCUCCGCGCCGUCUCUGCCUCUUCAGGGAGGAGCGCACCUUGUUUGGCUCAGUCGAGUCCCGGCUCUCCUCCGCGCGUAAUGCGGACUUCUGCCUGCACCGGACACCGCAGAGGCUCACUUCACGGAUUGUUUCCAGAGCUGUGAAAGACUGAUUUCUGUCCUUGGACGUAUUUUUUACUUUGUUUGUCCGCAGUUUUCCAAGUGAUCAAACCUUGAAAAUGUUACUGCACUGUGCGCUCAUGACUGGAAGCGGGUGCUUGAAAUGGGUGGCCACAUUGCUGCACUUGGGUCUGUUCGUGCAGCUGUGGGAAACGACAGAGGCCAUGCACCCAGACUGUGCCCUGGUGCUUCAGCACAUGAAGGCUCAGGAAGAAUGCAACCAGAUCCUCCAACAGGAGGAGAACAACCACUCCACCAGGACAGGUUGUCCGACGGUGUGGGAUGAGAUUCGUUGCUGGUAUCGUGCUGAGGUGGGACAGGUGGUCCACGUCUCCUGUGCCAAUGCCUCCCAGCUGUUUGCUAAUAACCAAGGUUACAUUUACAGGAACUGCACUGAGGAUGGAUGGUCUGAGCUCUACCCCUCCUACGAGGAGGCCUGCGAGUUCACGGAGUACGAAGAGUCCGAACCAGAGACAACCUACUUCUCCAACUUCAAGCAGGUGUACACUGCUGGCUACGCUACCUCCCUCAUCUCACUUAUAUCAGCUAUUUUUGUCUUCACGGUGUUCAGGAAGUUUCACUGCACCAGAAACUACAUCCACAUCAACCUGUUCUUCUCCUUCAUCCUGAGGGCGAGCGCUGUCUUCAUUAAAGAUGGCGUCCUUUUUUCUGAUGAGAACCUGGACCAUUGCUUCAUGUCUACUACAUCCUGUAAAUCAGCCGUGGCGUUUUUCCAGUUUAGUAUCCUCGCCAACUACUUCUGGCUGCUGGUGGAGGGCAUGUACCUGCAGACGCUGCUCGCUCUCACCUUUGUCUUCCAGAAGAAAUACUUCUGGUGGUACAUACUCAUCGGCUGGGGUGUCCCAAUGACAAUCAUCACGGCGUGGAUCCUCACUCGCAACUUCUACGAUAACAGGGGGUGCUGGGACGACACAGAUGUGGCCUUCAUCUGGUGGAUCAUAAAAGCUCCAAUAACUGCAUCACUACUGGUGAACUUCAUCAUCUUCAUCAAUGUGAUCCGCAUUCUGGUGCAGAAGCUGAGAUCUCCAGGUGUCGGCGGCAACGACACCAGUCACUUCAAGCGGUUGGCCAAAUCCACUCUGCUUCUCAUCCCUCUGUUCGGGAUGCACUACAUGGUGUUUGCCUUCCUGCCAGAAAACACCGGAGAGGAGGCUCGAAUCUUCAUCGAGCUUGGCGUGGGAUCCUUCCAGGGAUUCGUUGUGGCCCUGCUCUACUGUUUCCUGAACGGUGAAGUGCAGGCCGAACUGAAGAAGAGGUUCUGGAAGUGGCAGACUCAGAGCUACCUGAGCUACAGUAAACGACGUCGCACGUUGUUCACUGAAAGCAGCACAGUCACUCAGAUUUCAGUCCUGGACAAAUCCAGCCCCAAAGAUCAGCCCACCUCAGAGACUCACGCCCUCACAGCCAGCAACGUCUCCACCGUCUGAGGAGCAUUGGACAGCGCUGGUCUUCACGUCCCGCCCGGCGCCAUCCUGAACAAGUGACCAAACCACAGAGCCUGAUUGUUGAAUGUUUAAGGUACCUCCUAACUUUACACGGUUUGUAUCAUCUGCAGAACCCCACACGGGCUGCCACAUUUCCAGCUGUUAACUUAAGCCACUAACUUUUUGAUUUGUAGCGUCCCACACGUCUUUCACAUUCAGCUUUCCCCCAUGAUUUUAUUUUUUAACUGUCUUUUUCAACUUGGUAUCGGCAGGCGGAGAGGUUGCAUCUUCUCUCGCCUCUUGUGUUUGUCAUCGGAGGGAUUUUGCUUUGGGGGUCCUCCUCCUCCACAUGCUUACUCACAACCACCGAAUUAUCCCUCCCCUUUUACCAAAACGCUGAUGUCACAGCAAGCGCACAGCGAAUGUGGCUUCAGAACAUUAGUUUUAGCUGAAUCAAUUUAAAAACAGAAUCAGGUUUAGUCUCUCAGCCCCCCUGCAGAGCUUCUGGUUCAGGUCUCAGCAGCCGUACUCUUUGUUGUUAGCCACAAAGACGGACAGCGAUGUGGAGGAGUGAGAGGGAAACUGGACUCCUUCCCAGGGUGUCAAAUACCGCCCGCUUGGUACGUGACAAAGCGCCGGUAUGCGACGAGCUGGGAUGAAAACGUUUUCAGGGGGGCAGGAAUUUCUUGCAGCUGUGAGAUUAAAAAGUUGAGAGUCUCCACCAUUUUCAGGAUUGAAAAUGUUCAGAAAAUUAAAAAAUAUCUAUAUUUUUAAUGACUGGGGCUCUCAUAUGUAUGUCUGAACAAAGUCACGGUAAGUUUACCUCCCAGGCUGCACAUACCACAGCUGUUCACUGAACUCUGAUCGCCGUUUAUGCACUUAAUGGUCCUUGAAGUAUUCAUUUUUUAUGGUUUAUGGAUUAGUGCCAUUUCGUUAUAUUUUCUUGCAGUCACUGAUUCAGUUUAACCCUGUGAAUGAGAGAGCUUUUCUCUUUGUUCGACGCCCGUGUUACCGUUAGCGGCUCUGCAUGCCACAUGU